AUGGCUCCCAUAACCUCAACCAGAGGAGCCACACCCGCAGCUGACGACUCAUUCACGCAAAUGGCCGACACAGAUCUAGAGUCAAUCGGCCGCCACUGCCAAUUCGAAUACUGCGGCCAACUCGACUUCCUCCCCUUCCGCUGCGAAUCCUGCAGAAGUACAUUCUGCCUAGACCAUCGCUCCGAAACAGCGCAUAAAUGUCCCCGCGAAGGCGAAUGGGCUCGCCGCCGGAACGCAAACCAAAAAGAGAACCUGCCUGCUCCUGAAAAGCCGAACAUCUACAACUCAGACCAGUGCUACCAGGUCUCCUGUAAAACACUCAUUAAUACACUCAAAGAUCCCGGUGUGCGCUGCCCAAACUGCAACAGGGAAUACUGCUUGAAACAUCGGUUACGGGAGGAGCACGAAUGCGCCAAGCUUACCCCGCUAGGCGCACGACAAGGCAACGGUCCAACACCCAACCAAACGAUUAAGUCAAUGUUUGCGCGCGUGCGGGACUGGGGGAAGGAUAAGCAGGUUACGAGCGCGAACUUGAUUCCGAAGACCAAGCCCAAGCCGAAUAGCCCUGCUGCGAGGGCGGCGAGUGUUAUUACCAUGAAACGGUCGGCGAAGGGCGAGGCAGGCGUUCCGGCGGAUAAGAGGUUGUAUCUACAUACUGUUGGGACGGCGGAUACACAAGCUACAGAGCCUCCAUCUGGUGAUUUCUAUUUCGACUCUCGGUGGAAGGUUGGCCGAGUUCUCGACGAUGCGGCAAAGAGGUUACGAGUUGAGAACUUGAAUAAUCGGACUGGAGGGGAGGGAGAGAAGUUGAGGAUCUAUCAUGUGGAAUCUGGGGAUUUCUUGGAGUUCUCGGAAUCUAUUGGGGGUGGGAAGGUGAAACAGGGUGAUACCAUCGUGCUUUUACGAGGCGCUGGGAAGGUUUUGGAGAACUAA
Messenger RNA from Penicillium angulare, 933 nucleotides. RefSeq names its product AN1-type zinc finger protein. Bases 1 to 933 code for a protein of 310 amino acids. The record is from RefSeq and is a predicted model, not a curated record. Lineage: Eukaryota; Fungi; Ascomycota; Eurotiomycetes; Eurotiales; Aspergillaceae. Gene Ontology annotation, molecular function: zinc ion binding. The transcript has a single exon. Gene Ontology annotation, cellular component: cytoplasm.